AUGGUGACAAUUACAAACGCACACACGGAGCUUAUUCACGAUGCAGUUUUGGACUACUAUGGAAAGAGACUAGCGACGUGUUCAUCGGAUAAAAGCAUUAAAAUCUUCGAGGUAGAGGGCGAAACACACCGGCUGGUGGAGACGCUGUACGGACACGAGGGUCCCGUAUGGCAGGUGGACUGGGCCCACCCUAAGUUCGGUGUUAUUCUGGCGUCGAGUUCGUACGACGGCAAGGUGCUGAUCUGGAGAGAGGAAAACGGCAGAUGGUCGCAGAUCGCGGUGCACGCAGUGCACUCUGCCUCGGUUAAUUCUGUGAAAUGGGCUCCACACGAAUACGGGCCUCUGUUGCUAGCUGCGUCAUCCGAUGGUAAGGUCUCUGUGGUGGAAUUCAAGGAGAACGGCACGACCGCCCCUAUACUGAUAGAUGCACACGCCAUCGGCGUAAACACGGCUUCCUGGGCGUCCGCAGCGCUUCAGGACGGUGCCGCGCCCCAGCAGAUGCGCAGGUUCGUCACUGGCGGUGCAGACAAUCUCGUCAAGGUGUGGAAGUUCAACCCGGACGCUAACACCUAUCUACUCGAAGACACACUAGAGGGACACUCUGACUGGGUCCGCGACGUCGCCUGGUCCCCCUCCGUCCUGUUACGUUCUUAUCUAGCAAGCGUGUCCCAGGAUCGCACAUGUAUCAUUUGGACCCAGGAGAACAGCCAAGGUCCAUGGAAGAAAACCCUCCUGAAAGAAGACAAGUUUCCAGACGUCUUGUGGAGAGCGAGCUGGUCCCUUUCCGGUAACAUCCUUGCUCUUUCCGGUGGCGACAACAAGGUCACCUUGUGGAAAGAAAACCUUGAGGGCAAAUGGGAGCCUGCCGGAGAAGUUGAGCAAUGA
Molecule: messenger RNA, 885 nt
Organism: Lachancea thermotolerans CBS 6340
Lineage: Eukaryota; Fungi; Ascomycota; Saccharomycetes; Saccharomycetales; Saccharomycetaceae
Gene: SEC13
Product: GTPase-activating protein SEC13
Exons: 1
Coding region: 1-885 (294 amino acids)
Biological process (GO): COPII-coated vesicle budding; protein import into nucleus; positive regulation of TOR signaling
Cellular component (GO): nuclear pore outer ring; COPII vesicle coat
Molecular function (GO): structural molecule activity; protein binding
Source: RefSeq, a predicted model, not a curated record